AUGAAAUUCCUCAUUGUUUUAUGCGCUGUAUUCGCAGUUGCCUUCUGCAAACCCGGUCAAAGCCAUGGAGGCGGCGGCGGCGGAGCUCAAGUCUUCCAAGUUCAAGUACAAGGCGGCGGCGGCGGUGGCGGCGGCGGAUGGCAAUCAGCUCCUGCUGCUCCCCCAGCUCCUCCUCCACAAGUUAUCCAUGUCAUUCAAGAACAAGCUCCUCCUCCCCCACCUCCAUCAGGCGGCGGCGGCGGUCAAGUCUUCCAAGUUCAAGUUCAACCUGCUCCUCCUCCACCCCCACCACCAUCUCAUGGCGGCGGCGGUCAAGUCUUCAAGGUUCAAGUUCAACAAGCAGGAGGCGGCGGCGGCGGCGGCUGGUAA
Molecule: messenger RNA, 369 nt
Organism: Culicoides brevitarsis
Lineage: Eukaryota; Metazoa; Arthropoda; Insecta; Diptera; Ceratopogonidae
Exons: 3
Coding region: 1-369 (122 amino acids)
Source: RefSeq, a predicted model, not a curated record